CCGAGGCGUCCCAUUGCCACCACAAGGCUUUAUUGCUUCUCUGGGCGCUACUCCCUCGGGCCGCCCGACGCGACGCACUAGCAGCGGAGCACCGAUUCUUGGCGGACUCUCGGGCGCUGCUAGGAGCAGCGUCACUCUUUACACCGGAAAGCUGGCGGGUACUAUGGGGAAAAAACAGAACAAGAAGAAAGUGGAGGAGGUUCUAGAAGAAGAGGAAGAGGAAUAUGUGGUGGAAAAAGUUCUUGAUCGACGAGUUGUCAAGGGCAAAGUGGAAUAUCUUCUAAAGUGGAAGGGUUUCUCAGAUGAGGACAAUACAUGGGAGCCAGAAGAGAACCUGGAUUGCCCUGACCUUAUUGCUGAGUUUCUACAAUCACAGAAAACAGCCCAUGAGACAGAUAAAUCAGAGGGAGGCAAGCGCAAAGCCGAUUCUGAUUCUGAUGAUAAGGGAGAGGAAAGCAAACCAAAGAAGAAGAAAGAAGAGUCAGAAAAGCCACGAGGCUUUGCCAGGGGUUUGGAGCCUGAACGGAUUAUUGGAGCUACUGACUCCAGUGGAGAACUCAUGUUCCUGAUGAAAUGGAAAAACUCUGAUGAGGCUGACCUGGUCCCUGCCAAGGAAGCCAAUGUCAAGUGCCCACAGGUUGUCAUAUCCUUCUAUGAGGAAAGGCUGACGUGGCAUUCCUACCCCUCAGAGGAUGAUGACAAAAAAGACGACAAGAACUAGCCCUCUCAAGUACCAGCCCCUGUCACCUUGACUGUGGGUUUCAAGUGGGGAGGGAAGGAGUUCUACUUGUCUUCACACCAUAGAGGUGGCUUGAGAAGAUGUCCUUUGAAGAGCCAGCAUAGUUUCUGUGCCCUGCAGCAGCCCAAGUGCUUUAAAUCGUUUCAAGCUGUAUAGUUUGCACACCCAUCCCAGUGGAGGGAGAAAGGGUAUGUGUUUCAAGGCAACCUGUUCUUCGCUUUGCUAAGAAAGCCGAGGGCCUUCCAUGAAGGACAAAACCCGCAGAACUGGGGUGUGGGAGAGCAAAGAUACUGUCGAUCUUCAAAGAGCAUCUCCACAACCCACAGCCUUCUUCCCAAUAGUGUUAACUGCAUUUUUACAGCCUAGCAUGUGUGUAGUUUUUGGCUAUUACUGGUAUAUUCAUUGGGGGUGGGAGGGUUGGGGCAGGGAGGAAGGGAGAUGGGUGGAAUCAUUUUGGUUAAAAUUUGGGGCCUGAUUGGGGAAAUGGUGAAACAGUAGAAAGAACAGCUAACUAAUCAAUUGGUUCUAUGUCAAUAUUUUGCCUUUUCAAAAAAUUUCAUUGGCACCAUUAAUGAGGAUUGAGAGACUGUUAAAAAUCAGUGAAUGCUGAAAUCUACAGCCAAGGUGCUCCCUACCUGAGCUCAUUGUGGCCCACAAAGGACAAAGCCAGUUCCCUGAGUUACCAAAGCUGCCAUUUGAAGAUGGAAACUGACUGAGGAGGGAAAGUUUUAUUGGAGAGUAUAUACAGACUGUUCUGCCUUUAGAGGUGCUAAUUACUGAAAUUGGAGAAAAAUACCUUUUUCCAGUUACGAAGUUACAAAUAAGUUUGACCAUCUAAAGCCACUGGCUCAAGUAUUGCAGGAGGGCCUAUGGGAGAUGGGAGCAAAGGGCCUGUGCUCUUAGGGUUGAAACUCUUGGAGCUUUUUUGUUUUGUUUGUUUGGUUUUUUUUUUUUUUUUUU
Messenger RNA from Cricetulus griseus (Chinese hamster), 1699 nucleotides. It is a transcript of the gene Cbx1, whose product is annotated as chromobox 1. Lineage: Eukaryota; Metazoa; Chordata; Mammalia; Rodentia; Cricetidae. Gene Ontology annotation, molecular function: chromatin binding. Gene Ontology annotation, cellular component: nucleus; pericentric heterochromatin. The record is from RefSeq and is marked provisional. Gene Ontology annotation, biological process: negative regulation of transcription by RNA polymerase II; chromatin organization.